Molecule: messenger RNA, 1402 nt
Organism: Rhododendron vialii
Lineage: Eukaryota; Viridiplantae; Streptophyta; Magnoliopsida; Ericales; Ericaceae
Product: ethylene-responsive transcription factor ERF061-like
Exons: 1
Coding region: 427-1284 (285 amino acids)
Biological process (GO): regulation of DNA-templated transcription
Molecular function (GO): DNA-binding transcription factor activity; DNA binding
Source: RefSeq, a predicted model, not a curated record
AGUCAGAUCAGACACAGAGAAGAAAAUUUCAGACCCCUUAAUCCCCACAGCUCUUCUUGAUUCCCAUAUCCUCUAAAAAAAAAAAAAAGUAGUCUCAGAAAAUCCAACGCUUCUCAUUUUCCAUUUGGUUGCUCUGUUCUUCCCAUAACCUCUGCUUUUCAACCUCCGCUUCUCAUCUCCAUACCAAACAAUUCUCAUCUCUCAACUCAAUCCCUCCCCAUUUCUUGAUUCCUCCCACUUUUUCUUCUCUACUUCCUCUGAUUUUCCACAAAUUCCAACCUCUCUUCUUUCACUGUUCCACUGUUUGAAACCCAAGUCAUUGCAUUUUCCCUACUCCAUUUUCCCUCUGUUUCCUCUGCUUUUCCCCUGUCUCUAAGUUUUCUGCACAAUCAGAUUCCUUCGAAAUUUUCCAAGAAAACCGCAAGAAUGCAAGAAAACGCCAUUCCAUUCACAUUCAACAGCAAUACCCACAUCCAACAUUCGCUAUCGGACCUCAUAUUAUCCGGCGGCACCAACGCGUUGGACUCGAUCUUCUCUCAUUUUCCUCAAUCGAUCCCCGCCACCAAUCAAAUAACCAACCCAUUAGUCUUGGGAACUUCAGUUUAUCUCCAACAAAGAGACAGACUCCAAAAAUUCUACGAACAGAACAGAACGAAUUCCAUAAUUCCCCAAAUUCCCAUAACAAACCCAAUUCAAAACCCUGUUUUCUACGCGAAGAAAAAGCAGUACAUAGGAGUGAGACAGAGGCAUUGGGGGAAAUGGGUAGCUGAAAUUAGACUCCCACAAAACAGAGUGAGAGUUUGGUUAGGAACUUAUAAUAAUGCUGAGGCAGCAGCCUAUGCUUACGAUCGGGCCGCGUAUAAAUUACGUGGUGAGUAUGCAAAAUUGAAUUUUCCCAAUAUAAAGGAUCCGACGAAGUUGGGGUUUGGGGAUUGUGCGAAAUUGGAUGAGUUGAAUAGUGCUGUGGAUGCGAAGAUUCAGGCGAUUUGUCUGAAGAUAAAGAGAGAGAAAAGGAGGAAGAGUGGGAAGAAAAAUGGGUGUUUGAAUGGGAGGGAGAAAGGGGUGGAAGGUGAUUCGGGUUGUUCGACGUCGUCUUUGGUGUCUGCGUCGGGAGGUGAUGAGGGGUGCUGUUUAUCAGAGGAGGGGAUUUGUAAGGGAAGUAAUUCACCGGAAUUUUUUUCCGGCGAGGGUACAGCGGUAGUGCCGGGGUUGGAGAUGGAGGAUUGCUUGCUCGAACGGAUGCCGUCGUUCGAUCCGGAGUUUAUUUGGGAAGUUCUUGCCUAAGUCACAUAAAGCGCCUACCCAAGCGUAAAGACUUCUUUUCAAAACAUUCUUUGUGAUAAAAAGUUAAAAACGAGAGCAAAGAGCGAAAAUGCUAAGCGAUGAUUGAGAAGAGCAAAGG